CCUGGAACCAAGGUAACUUACUACUAAUUAGUAGCACGAGUUACGGAUGACCCUGCAGUGGUUGCUCGACAUGGCACUCGGCUGCCAGCUGUCAGUCGAAGGCUCCGAUAAGCAGCGAACCCCACUGCAGAGUGCCUUAUCGCUCAAUUGCUGGGGAAAUUUUGGAAUCGCAAGCACGCUGCAACACAACAGGCAAGGCCAAAGGUUGCCGUCCCCAACAGUCCAACCCAAAAGGAAUCCCGUGAUUCAACCUAGGCACAAUGGGCCGUGAACUCCAAAAGCGCAAGCGGCGCUCCUCGCGCCCCAAGAUCAAGAUGCCCAACCGGCGCAAGAAGGCGCUCAACCCGCUGGGCAACGACAUUAUCGCAAAGAACUGGAACAAGAAGGAGACCCUCUCGCAGAACUACAGCCGCUUCGGCCUGGUCGCCAAGCUGGGCAAGACGACGGGCGGCACCGCGCCCAACAACAAGGCCCUCCUCCGCCCCGCCGCGGACCCGCUCGCGGUGCGGUCGGGCGACCACGGCCUGCUGCAGGUGCGCGAGGUCAAGGUCGAGCGCGACAGCUCGGGCCGCAUCACGCGCGUCCUGCGCGGCGACAACCCGCUCAACGACCCGCUCAACGACCUGGACUCGGACCCAGAGGAGGAGGAGAAGGAGAAGGAGAAGGCGGGUGAUGGGCAACAGCAGAAGCGCCACGAGGAGUGGGCGGGGUUCGGGGACGACAAUAACGACGACGGCGGCAAGCCCGAGGUGCUGCGUGCGCUGGAGCGCGAGGCCAGCCGGCCGGUCGAGAAGGCGGUGCGGCACCAGAGCGAGCGCGAGCUCGAGUGGCUGCGGAGGCUGGUGGCGCGGCACGGGCAGGACACGGCCGCGAUGGCGAGGGACAUGAAGCUCAACCCGAUGCAGCAGACCGCGGCCGACAUCAGGAAACGGCUGAGGAAAGCCGGGCUGUUGGGGGAGGAGGCCCCGUGAUAAUUUUUUUUUUUUUACUCGCCUUUUUUUUUACUCGCCGCUAGCGUUUUCUUUUGUUUGUGAUUGGGUUUUUUUUAAAGUUUAGGACGAUCAGGUGCAUCGGCUACGCAUUGGCUACUAAAGAAAAGAAGAACAAUGGGCAAGGGAAGCCCGGAGUGUCAUGUUUCCGUAACCGGCGUCAGGCGUUGUCCGAGGGAACAAAUGUUUAAAUUACAAAUAAAUAGGCAACACUUGCAUGAUCACGCUUUGAAUACUUAGUAGCGC
Thermothelomyces thermophilus ATCC 42464 is the source of this 1235-nucleotide messenger RNA. RefSeq lists its product as uncharacterized. Gene Ontology annotation, cellular component: nucleolus. Lineage: Eukaryota; Fungi; Ascomycota; Sordariomycetes; Sordariales; Chaetomiaceae. The record is from RefSeq and is a predicted model, not a curated record. Gene Ontology annotation, biological process: ribosomal large subunit biogenesis. The transcript has 2 exons. The coding region runs from base 261 to 971 and encodes 236 amino acids.